Molecule: messenger RNA, 1784 nt
Organism: Colletotrichum scovillei
Lineage: Eukaryota; Fungi; Ascomycota; Sordariomycetes; Glomerellales; Glomerellaceae
Exons: 2
Coding region: 326-1546 (406 amino acids)
Source: RefSeq, a predicted model, not a curated record
CCUCAUCUUGCGAAGUUUCGCACUCACUCAACUCACUGGGGCAACCUCUUUACGAUCCCGCGGAAACUUGUCGUAUUGUUCAUCGCAAGGGGUGCCUUUUGAUGACAAUAGACCCGUUUUUUUAUUAUUCUCUUUCUGUUUGAUUGGUGACGUCGAUCGCGGCUCUGUGUCUGUCUGAGUGAGGUGUUGCGGACGCCACCCACCACCCCCUUCUGGUACACGCACGCCCGGCAUCUCGUUUGGAUCCCCGGCAUAGUAAAAGAGUUACACACUUGGCAUUACAUUGGCGAAGAGACGUAUCCGUACAUCACAUAUCCAAAGGGACAUGAUGCAUUCGAUAGCAAGAGCCGCACCGCGUCUCACGCGAGGCCAUCGCGCGGCGGCCACCUCAUCCCCGUCAGUGUCGUCAUCAACGUCAUCGCUACCGACGCGGCGGCGGCAGCAGCAGCAGCAGCAGCGCACCUUCACCACCAGCGUGGGCUUCUGGUCAUCCUCAGCAUCGCCAAAGUCGAAGGCGAGGCCGCAGGCAAGCAGGCCGUCGGCGCCCCCGCCGCCGUUCGAGCUCGUCCCGACAUGUCCGUCGCCGACGUGCGAGUGCGCCGCGACGCCGGCGAUGCCCGAGGGCUUGGACAUUGACUUCAAGAGCCCGCUCAACGGCGUCGUCUCGGGGUAUGCCGAGCAGGUGCUCGUGUGCACGGGGCAGGACGAUUGGGUGUCGAGGAUCGAGGAGGAGAAUAGCGGGGAUAACCUCGCGGCGGACUUGAAGGAGUUGUUUGGCCGCGGGGGGGAGUAUAGCGAUCCCUGGCACAACAUCUCAACCCUAAACGCCUCCUUCCCCUCCUCCGUGCCCCGGCGGAGCGAGCUGCAGACCACGAGCGCCUACCUCCUCCCGAGCUUCAAGUACGUGCCCUUCCUGCCGCGCGUCAGCUUCGACAGCGUCCAGGCCCUCGCAAAGGGCUACCUGCUCCCCGAGAAGCUGCACAAGAUGCACGACGGGAGCCUGUCGCCCGUCCACCGGGACCGGCUGACGCGCAAGGAGGCCUACCGGUCGCUGCUGUACGGGGUCCGGGACGUGGAGGAGGUGCUGGUGCUGAUUUGCGGGCACGGCGGGCGGGAUAUGCGGUGCGGCGUCAUGGGGCCCGUGUUGAGGGAUGAGUUUGAGAGGAGGUUUGAGGGGGUUGGGGUUGGUGUUUUGAGGGGGCCUGUUGUGGUUGAUGAGAGUGGUGAAGGGGAGACUGGGAGGAUCGCGGCGCCUGAGGCGUCUGAGGAUGGUGAGAGGAGGUAUCAGAAGAUGUCGGCGAGGGUUGGGUUGAUUAGCCAUAUUGGCGGGCACAAGUUUGCGGGGAACAUCAUCAUCUAUAUCCCGCCCGGACAGCUUAUGGCUGAUGGGGAGAAGCAUCCUCUGGCCGGGAAGGGGAUCUGGUAUGGUCGGGUUGAGCCGAAGCACGUUGAGGGUAUCGUCAACGAGACGGUUCUCGGGGGCCGAGUCGUUGCUGACAUGUUCCGGGGUGGUAUUGAUGAGGAUAGAAAGAUCAUCAGGCUCUGAUAGAGUGGAUGUGUUUGCAUGGGGAAGCUGGCCGGGUGUAAGAGUUAAUUGUAACAUAACAUAGAGUGCAGAACAUCUCCACGAUGGCACAAGGGGUUUUGUGUUUCUCAGACUGGGUGGAGAUUUAAAUAUCCUAGACGCAGACUUUCAAGAUUCGCAUGAGAGACUUCAAGGGCAGAAACACGUUCAUCAUCAUAAAGACCGCCCACUAGAUACUCAGAUGCUAUACAACCAGGGC